Rubroshorea leprosula is the source of this 4945-nucleotide messenger RNA. Lineage: Eukaryota; Viridiplantae; Streptophyta; Magnoliopsida; Malvales; Dipterocarpaceae. The record is from the annotation of a GenBank genome assembly.
AUUUUUCAGAUCCGUUGUUCUUUUUUCCAAGAAAAAGUGCAAUUAUGCCACCAAAAAGAAACGUUGGGAAGGCUGCCCAGACUUUACAGAUUGGGCUUGGUGAAGUCAGUCCAGCACAUUCAGAAGGGGAGAAUGAGCCAAUCAUUCCACCACCAUUGUCACCAAUACUUGGGGAGCGCUCUUUUGUCAAUCUUACCUUCAACAAGGAUAGUGAAUCUAGAGAUGAUGUUGCUCAAUCUAGUGAUUCCCUUAUGACAACUGUGUCAGAACAGAUUAGCAUCAUGAGGCGCACACAGUUGGAAUCUAAGACAAGAGCUCAACAAAGAAGCCAAGAGGUUACUAGACAGUUGGAUGAGUCUUUUCAGAAUCUGGCUCAGAAUUUGGCCCAAACUGAAACGGAACAAAUGCAAGAGGCAUUUCGAUGUGCCAGAAUUGAACCUCAGCCACAAGCAGCAGAUCUUCAAAGGCAAAAUCAGAAUAUUCCAACUCCAACACUUGGUGGGCAAGUUAAUCUACCACAGCCGCCUCCCCAGAUUCAGCAGGCAGCAAGCAGACCAGCACAGCUAGAUCCUGUUGAGGCUGCAUCACGUGUAGCAGAACUGGGUAAUCACCAGCAGCCUAGAUAUCUGCCACCUCCGUGCCGACCAAAUGGAGGACACCCACAACAUAAUGCACCUUUACUAAAGGAGCAUUUUCAGCCUUAUGAGGCUUAUGGUCAAGUUUUGAGGCCUCUAGUCAGACCAGCAUACAGAAAACCAUAUCCAGAUUUCAUAGACCAAGAGAAUCCUUUUCCAAGGGGGUUCAAGGUUCCAAAAUUCACUCUAUUUUUUGGAGAUGGUGGAUAUUCUACAAUUGAACACAUAGGCCGUUUCACAAUUCAGUGUGGCGAGGCCUUCAGUGAUGAUAAUCUGAAGCUCAGACUUUUUCCUGAAUCUUUAGCUAAAGUUUCAAUGGUAGAUUUAUCUCGUCUGGUGCAGCGAACUAGAGAAACAUCUGAGGCCUUUCUUGCUAGAUUUCGGAAGGCCAAACUUAAGUGCAGAGUUGCCUUGCCAGAACAGGAAUUUGUCAAGUUGGCACAAAAUGGUUUGGACAUUAAGUUAAGGAAAAAGUUUAAGGGAAUGAAGUUUCGUGAUUUCUUUGAGUUGUCUUACAAGAUGGCUCGUUAUGAAAAUUUAUUGCGAGAGGACACACAAAGGAAAUCUACAUCUCAUGGGACUUAUUAUGAUAAAAUCGACAAGAAAAUUCUUCGUUUUCCAGAUAAGGCCAAAGAAACUAUGGGAGUUGAUGCAUACCCAUUCCCUGCCAUGGUAGCAGAAAGACAUCGACAACAGAUUGUAGACUCGGGAGGCAUGGCAGAUCAAGCUCAGCCGCUCCCAGUAAGAAGAAAAUCAGUGUGGGUCCAUAAAGAAAAAGGGAGCACAUCUGGUCAGAAUUCUCCAGAAAAAAAUGAACCACCCAGAAGUCCAACAUCAUCUCCAGUUCUGGCUGUGGAAUCAAAUGAAGAAACCGGUUUGAAGGUGAAAUUUGACAUGUCAGUUGAAGCGAAAAAUUCAUUAGAUGUAAUCUGUUUUGGUGAGUUUUCUGUGAAUCUAUCUUGUUUGGUGAUCACUCUUUCUUUGGUUUUUCAAGCAAGAGAGCAGUCAAAAUCUACAGUCUGUCACCAGACAGAUUUGACUGAGGAAGAAAAAGUCAUUGAGAUCCCAGCUAAGGAAGAUGGUGGUAUGGAUUCAACAAAUAAAAUCAUUUUCGAAAAACUAGAAGAGAGGAUGGCUAGACAUAUCAGGCCAUUAUACAUUCAUGCACAUUUGGAUGGUAUGCCGAUUAAUCGAGUUCUGGUUGAUAAUGGAGCAGCUGUCAAUGUUUUGCCAACUUGUAUUUUGCACAAAAUUAGCAAAUCUUUGGGUGAUUUAAUGGAGAUAGAAGUGACAAUCAGUGACUUUACUGGUAGAGUAAAUUGCUCAAGGGGAAUUCUACCGGUAGAAUUUACCAUUGGAAAUAGAACUCUCAUGACUGAAGUCGUGACAGCAGAUGACAAACCAUUUGUGGCAAAUACCAAUGUAGUAGAAGCUCGUUAUUAUGAUGAAGAUAUUGGGAUUAUCCGUUUCUUUGGGAUGGACCACUAUGGCAGACCUUCUAGAAUUACUGCUUGCACCAGAUCUGCAAUGGAUAGACAGACUGUGAAGGAGUUAUCUGAAGUAGUCUAUGAAGGUGAAGAGGAAGACUUGAAGGAUCAAAUAACUUUGAAGGAAUUAGAUUUGGCACCAGCGAAACUCGAUGAUCUGAAGGCAGAAGUACAAGAUCCCCUGGAGGAGGUAAAUCUGGGUAUUGAGGCAGAUCCGAAAAUUACUUUGAUUAGCGGUUCUCUUGAGCCAUGUUUGCAUGAUAAAAUUAUCAAUAUUUUGCGUGAAUACAAGGAUUGUUUUACUUGGGACUAUUCUGAAAUGCCAGGUCUGGAUAGAAAUCUGGUAGAGCACAAAUUACCAAUUAGAGAAGAUUUCAAGCCUUUUAAACAGCCGCCUAGACGAAUGUCUCCAGAAGUCACCUUGAAAGUUAAAGAAGAGAUAAAUGGCAAGCUGAGAAUUUGUGUAGACUUUAGAAAUCUGAAUCUAGCAACACCAAAAGAUGAAUAUCCUAUGCCUAUUGCAGAUUUAUUGGUGGAUGGUGCAGCAUGCCACCGAAUUCUGUCAUUCAUGGAUGGCCACAGUGGAUACAACCAAAUUUUUAUAGCAGAAGAGGACAUUCCAAAGACCGCUUUCCCUUACCUAGGAGCUAUUGAUGUGAUAAAGUAUAUGUUCUCUCGACCACUGUUGAGAGGCAGAAUUGGAAAAUGGGUUCUGGCUUUGUUGGAAUUCAACCUGAAGUACAUGCCUCAAAAAGCUGUCAAGGGCCAAGCCUUGGCAGAUUUCCUAGCAGAUCAUCCGUGCCUGGAGGUAGAAAAGGAUGAGGAAAAAGGUAUUAAUUUAUUUUCCAUAAGUCUGGUUCCUUGGAAGCUUAUCUUUGAUGGAUCUAGCACAGAUUCCAUGGUUGGAGCAGGAAUUGUUAUUAUUUCUCCAGCUGGUUUGAAAACCCAGAUAUCAUUUCAGCUAGAUUUUAAUUACACCAACAACCAAGUUGAAUAUGAGGCAUUGAUUAUUGGGUUGGAAGUGUUGGCAGAACUUAAGCUCUUGGAGGAAUUUGAUGAUGUAAUCUUAAGGCAUGUUACUCAAGAUCUGAACACAAAAGCAAAUGAGAUGGCACAAAUCGCCUCAGGCUUAAAAAUCCCAGAAGGCAUGAUGAGCAAAAUUGUUGUUGCCUUGAAUUAUGUUCCGUUGGAAGAUGUUCUUUAUAGAAGAGGACAUGAUGAAUUACUUCCGCGCUGUCUUGGUCUAGCUGAGUAUUGCCAGAUUAUGUCAGAUGUGCAUAACGGAAUCUGUGGUGCGCACCAAGCUGGAAUUAAGAUGAGAUGGCUAAUUCGUAGACAUGGAUUCUUUUGGCCAUCGAUCUUGAGAGAUUGCAUCAACUAUGUUAAAGAUUACUUUACCAAGUGGGUGGAAGCAAAGCCAAUGAAGAAGGUUGACCAGACCGAUAUUAUUAAAUUUCUUAAGGAAGAAAUCAUUCAUAGAUUCGGUUUGCCAGAAAUAGUGACUUCAGAUCAGGGGACAGUUUUUGUUGGUGCACAAGUUAAGGCGUUUGCAAAAGAAAUGAGAUUUAGGUUACUCACUUCAACCCCUCAUUAUGCUCAAGCCAAUGGUCAAGCUAAAGCUUCCAACAGAAUUGUGAUAAAUCUGCUUGAAAAAAUGGUUGAUGAUAAUCCAAGGCAUUGGCAUAAGCUGUUAUCUGACACAAUCUGGGCUUACAGAACUUCACAAAGGAGUUCUACCAAGGUAACUCCAUUCUCUUUAACUUAUGGACAUGACGUUGUUCUGCCCAUGAAGUUGUCUGCUAGAUCAUUGCAUAUAGCAAUUCAACAUGGUCUCACUUCUGGAGAAUAUAAUGAAGCAAUGAUUCUAGAGUUAGAAGACCUUGAAGCCAAAUCUGGCUGUGAACAACCACAGCAGCCAGAUUUCGGCCAUGUCAGAUUUCAACCUGUAACAGAGUAUGAACAAAAAGUACAAGAAGUAGAUUUCCAGAAUAUGAGCCAAGAAAAAAGAUUAACAUUGAAAAGGUAGUUUGCAUGGCCAAUAGGCCGCAAACAAUAAAUUCAAACAUGACAAUGUGCAAUUUCAGCCAACAAAAAGAAAAUGAGAUACAUGAAAGGAAAAUCAACAAAGGUUGUUUUGCGAAGUACUCCAUUCUUCUCUCAUGUUCUUGAUUUCUUCAGCGGCUUCAUUUGCAGAAGUUGUGAAAGAAGGUUGCUAAUCCUUAAUCUUGGAAGUAGAUUUCAAACCAACUUCCAUGUUUGCGCGGAGCUUGUUUCUUUGUUUUGCCAAACUCUUCUCAGCUUGCUCCGCAAGAGGAACCUGGUUUCUUAACUCUGAAAGCUUGGCUUCAAGGUUAGAAAUUUCGUUUUUAAGCUCUUGGAGAUGUUUAACUUGUGUGACAUGAGCAUCCUUUGCUGCCAAGAAUUCUUCCUUCUUCUUAAAGAUAGCGGCAGUGCUAUCUGCUAUAGAUUUUCUCACAGAUUCUGCAGCCGCUACUUUGUUCUCAAGUACCCGAAAUCUCCUAAUGAAAUGUGUAUAAAUGGUAGUGAAAUCUGCUCAGAACUUUUGUUGAGUAGAAGAUAAUUGUGGAGCUCGACUAAGGAUCUGAGCCGCUUCAAAGGUAGUUGGUCGGUCUGGCACUUUGCAGAAAUGAGAAAGAUCACCAUCAAAGAGCUCUUGCAGGGUCAUAAUAGCAAAGCUAAUCUGCUCCUGGGUAUGGAGAUCGAUAUCUAGAUUCGCUUCUUUAGCAACAACUUUCCCUUUGCUAUCUUCCUUUUGCUAUCUGUGGCAGAUCCAGAUUUAGCAAGAGGGUCCAUCAACAUGUC